UUUGCCGCAUAAUUUUAUAGUACGAACGUCAAACAAUCUUUGAGCGUUAGUUUAAAUUUAUUAAAUUAUCGGUGCCGAUUUUUGAAUACAUUUGUCGAAAGUGAAACAAAUAAGUGAUGUUUCCGCAGAGUUCACAGAGAAGAUAUUGGAUAUUUAGCGAUGAAAACGAUUUAACAGCGUUAAGAGAGAAAACAAAUACAGAAUUUAUUCAAAAACAUGGCGCAAGUAUGACGCCAGAGCAAAGGGCAGAGCAUUUUCUAUCCCACACAGAGGAACGUACAUUACUUCGUUUCUAUGAAACACAAUUAAGAGACUUUUGUCGUCGUUUUACACCUUCAAUGCCACGUCCUACCGUAGCAACUGCAUUGCAUUAUUUCAAAAGAUUCUAUCUCAGAAACAGUGUUAUGGAUUAUCAUCCCAAAGAGAUAUUAGUCACAUGUGUCUACUUGGCUUGUAAAGUAGAAGAGUUCAAUGUAUCUAUAUAUCAGUUUGUGGCUAAUAUUAAAGGAGAUAGAGAAAAGGCAUCAGAUAUUAUACUUAAUAAUGAAUUGCUCCUUAUGCAGCAAUUGAAUUAUAAUUUAACAGUGCAUAAUCCAUUCAGACCUGUAGAGGGUUUCAUGAUAGAUAUCAAGACAAGAUAUACUUCUUUGGAAAAUCCAGAAAGAUUGAGGCCAUAUAUCGAUGAGUUUUUUGAAAAAAUAUUUUUAACUGAUAGUGUUUUACUAUAUACCCCAAGUCAAGUUGCAUUAGCUGCUACAUUACAUGCUGCAUCUAGGGCAUCUGCUAAUUUGGAUAAUUAUGUAACUGAUAUUUUGUUUUCCAAAGAACAUUUAGGGAGUAUAAUAGAAGCAGUAAGAAAAAUAAGAUCUAUGGCAAAAUGUGUAGAAUCACCUUCAAGGGAAGUGAUAAGACCUUUAGAAAAAAAAUUAGAAAAAUGUAGAAAUCAGGAAAAUAAUCCUGACAGUGAAAUUUAUAAACAAAGAAUGCAAGAAAUGUUGGAUGAAGAAGAUUUGCAGGACAAUGAAAAAUAUGCUAAAAUUAUACAAGAUCAAGCAGCUCAUGAUGAGAAGAUCUUGGGUGUCAGCAAAGUUCUGUCUCCUUCAACUUUAUAAUAAAAUAAUAUUUUGAAUGA
Molecule: messenger RNA, 1132 nt
Organism: Frieseomelitta varia
Lineage: Eukaryota; Metazoa; Arthropoda; Insecta; Hymenoptera; Apidae
Gene: CycH
Product: cyclin-H
Exons: 6
Coding region: 117-1112 (331 amino acids)
Biological process (GO): DNA-templated transcription; regulation of transcription by RNA polymerase II; regulation of cyclin-dependent protein serine/threonine kinase activity
Cellular component (GO): transcription factor TFIIK complex; nucleus
Molecular function (GO): cyclin-dependent protein serine/threonine kinase regulator activity
Source: RefSeq, a predicted model, not a curated record